Molecule: messenger RNA, 807 nt
Organism: Exophiala mesophila
Lineage: Eukaryota; Fungi; Ascomycota; Eurotiomycetes; Chaetothyriales; Herpotrichiellaceae
Exons: 1
Coding region: 166-666 (166 amino acids)
Molecular function (GO): peroxiredoxin activity
Source: RefSeq, a predicted model, not a curated record
CUUGAGAGUCGACUCCUUUGUCAAUUUUUGAUAGUUUGGGACAUAUUGGCCAGAGAAAUAUCUGUAUCUCAUCCUUCCAGCUUGCCCAAACUUAAUCAAGCCCAUCAUCAUCUACUUUCCCUUAGCUCAAGCGAUCAAGAACAAUUACUCAGCUAUAAGAGCAACAUGUCAGGAUCCAACACCAACACCCCACAGGACUUGUCCAAGGUCACCAGCGCCGUCGACCCGGCACUACGACCAGCACACGAAGCACUGUUCAACGCCGGAUUGGCAGUUCGACGAGCCGUGGUGGGCGAUGCCUAUGUCGACCGAGCACUGGAGAAUGGUUCGACCGAAUUCUCUCGUCCAGGCCAAGAACUCGUCACUGAGUGGUGUUGGGGAUAUGCCUGGACCCGGCCGGGCUUGGAACGCCGAGAUCGCUCUCUCAUCAACAUCGGCAUGCUCAUGGCUUUGAAUCGCGCUCCUGAGUUGGCUGUCCAUAUUCGUGGUGCCAGGAACAACGGUCUGUCUGAGACGGAGAUCCGUGAGGCUAUUUUACAUGCCACAACAUACUGCGGUGUACCUUCUGGCGUCGAUGCGAUGAAGGUCGCGGAAAGGGUCCUGAAUGAUAUGGAAAAGGAAGAAGGGCUUAAGCGAGAAUUGGGUGCGAGGAGUAAGGAUGCCUAAAGGUUGGAACACAGAGUUCGAGUGAGGAUAGUUUCAAGGUAUUGAUGAUAUGCUGCCAUUCAUACAUGUCUGAUAUGUGAUCAUCUAUCUAGUAUGCGAAAAUAACCCAUAUAAAAUACCCACGCUCAAUAUGCUUGACCA